Gekko japonicus is the source of this 2767-nucleotide messenger RNA. It is a transcript of the gene TARS2, whose product is annotated as threonyl-tRNA synthetase 2, mitochondrial (putative). Bases 1 to 2088 code for a protein of 695 amino acids. The transcript is spliced from 18 exons. NCBI's taxonomy places the organism in Eukaryota, Metazoa, Chordata, Lepidosauria, Squamata, Gekkonidae. Gene Ontology annotation, biological process: threonyl-tRNA aminoacylation. Gene Ontology annotation, molecular function: ATP binding; threonine-tRNA ligase activity. Gene Ontology annotation, cellular component: cytoplasm. The record is from RefSeq and is a predicted model, not a curated record.
AUGCAAAUAGUUGAAACUUCUGCGGGCGUGAGAGUGAACUGGUCACGCCGGGCAGGCCCCAUUCCAGCCCACAUCACCGAGCGCCUGGCGUGUUACGAAAAGCUAAAAGCGGCCGCAGAGGGAAAACUUGCCCAGAGAGCCUCCGAAGAGAGCAGACGGAUCCAGAUUUCCCUGCCAGAUGGAAAAGCGGUGGAGGGGGAGGCCUGGAAAACCACGCCGUAUCAGGUUGCUCUGCGGAUGAGCCGGGGUCUGGCCAAGGCCGCCGUCACCGCCCGCGUCAACGGGAGCCUCCAUGACCUGGAUCGCCCGCUGGAGGGGGACGCUGAGUUGGAAUUUGUGGAUUUUGCCUCCCGGGAUGGGCAGACACUGUUCUGGCACUCCAGCGCCCACGUCCUGGGAGGGGCUGCCGAGCACUUCUACGGGGCACUCCUCUGCCACGGGCCCAGCACCGAGAACGGCUUUUUUUACGACAUGUACUUGGAUGAGCAAAGGACUGUGCAGGGGAAAGACCUGCCGGUGUUGGAGGAGAUCUGCAAGGGCAUCAUUGAAGAGAAGCAUCCUUUUGAGAGGCUCGAGGUGUCCCGGGAGGACCUGAAGGAGCUCUUCAAGCACAACAAAUUCAAACUGCGCAUAAUCGACGAGAAGGUGACGUCUCCAACAGCCACAGUGUACAGGUGUGGCACCUUAAUCGACCUCUGCCGCGGCCCCCACGUCAGGCAUACGGGCACGAUCCGAGCACUGAAGCUCCUGAAGAAUGCUUCCGCCCAUUGGCAAGGGGACCCUUCCGCGGAGGCCUUGCAGCGCAUCUACGGCAUCUCCUUCCCCAGUGCCAAGCAGCUGUCCGAGUGGGAAUGCGCCCAGGAGGAGGCCGCGCGGCGGGACCAUCGGCGAAUCGGCAAGGACCAGGAGCUGUUUUUCUUCCACGAGCUGAGCCCCGGGAGCUGUUUCUUCCUUCCUAAGGGAGCCCACAUCUACACCACUCUCAUGGACUUCAUUAAGGGCGAGUAUCUGAAGCGCGGCUUUUCCGAAGUCAUCACCCCCAAUAUCUACAACGUGAAGCUGUGGGAGAUCUCCGGGCACUGGCAGCACUACGAGGAGCACAUGUUCUCCUUCCGGGUCAACAACGAGACGCUGGCCCUGAAGCCCAUGAACUGCCCCGGGCACUGCCUGAUGUUUGGCCACCGCCCACGAUCCUGGCGAGAGCUGCCCCUCCGGCUGGCCGACUUUGGGGUCUUGCAUCGAAACGAGCCCUCGGGAUCCCUGACGGGCCUGACUCGAGUUCGCCGGUUCCAGCAGGACGAUGCCCACAUCUUCUGCGCCAUGGAUCAGCUGGAAGGAGAGAUCCGUGGUUGCUUGGAGUUCCUGCAAGCCGUCUAUUCCGUUUUUGGAUUUGCUUUACGCUUCUACCUCGCCACCCGCCCCGACACAUUUCUAGGGGACCCUAACCUUUGGGAUCAGGCGGAGCAGCUGCUGGAGAAAAGCCUCCGGGAUUUUGGCCAGCCGUGGGAGCUGAACCCUGGGGAUGGAGCCUUCUACGGGCCUAAGGUGGACGUUCAGAUCCAAGACGCUCUGGGCCGGUACCACCAGUGCGGCACCAUCCAGCUGGACUUCCAGAUGCCUCUUCGCUUUGACCUCUCUUUCACCAGCAAAGAUGGCGGCGUGCCUGAGAGGCCAGUGAUGAUCCACCGGGCGGUCCUGGGCUCUGUCGAGAGGAUUAUGGCCGUCCUGGCUGAGAACUACGGCGGGAAGUGGCCUUUCUGGUUGUCCCCGGCCCAAAUCGUGGUGAUCCCCGUGGGUCCAGACGCAGAGGGCUACGCGCAUGAGGUCCACCAGCUCUUCCGGCAGGCGGGAUUCAUGGCGGACCUGGAUGCCGACUUCGGGUCGACCCUCAACCGCAAGAUCCGGAAAGCUCAGCUGACCCAGUACAACUUCCAGUUUGUGGUCGGCCGCCAGGAGAUGUCCAACCGCACCGUGAACGUCCGCAGCCGCGACAUGCACCAGCACGGCCCACGGGAACUGCAGGAGGCGCUAGGCAGGCUCCGGGAACUGCAGGACUCUCGGGUCAGAAACGCAGAGGAGCUCUUCUGAGCGGGGUGGAGCUGCCGCAGGCGCCCUGGUGCUUGGGAGAGCACGGAGCCCUGGAAUGGCGAGCCCUGCAAGGUCCACCUGAUGCUUGCAGAGGGAGGCAGCUCACCAUGGAAACUGCUGCCGCAGACGGGAGUCUCGGGUUCUCCCUCCGCCUGGAAUCCCGUCUGCCCUCUUGCUGACCCUUUGAUCUGUCUGAACUCGCCCGGGCCCCUGCCCACACACACGGAGUCCCGCCCUGCCGUCUCAGUUUCCCUUGGCACGAUAUUGGAAUUCUUGAGGGGUGAAGAGCAGAUAAAGAAAUCUGCUGGGCAAACGCCGAGCGGGGAGGGCCUGGGAAACCCCCACCUCCCAUGCAGAAAAGGGGUCCAAGCUAUUUCCUCCUUGGUCCGGCCAGCCGGAGUUGCUCGUGGAGGCCUGUCAUUAAAACACUUCCCUAAGCUGAGAAGCCACAACUUGUCUUGCAUCUGUCGGCUGCGUGGGUGUCUUUUGUUGUGGGGGAGCUCCGAACGGCUUGGCCGGGUUAGGAGGGCGGUAGGCAGUUGCUUUUUCCCAGGGGCUGGGGUGGGUGUCAGCCCAGUUCCUUUGGGGCAUUUGAGGGGGGGGUGACCGCCCCCCGCAGAUGACGUUGCCUGCAACGCUUGCAGGUAGCAGAGGUAUAAACUUUAUAAAGGACACAAAC